AUGGCAUCUUCUAGUUUUCUUGCCGUCUCUUCCAUUGUCCUUUCAGUUAUGUUCUUCAAUGGGAUGGUGCAUGUAGCUUCCCAAACGGACAUCAUUUCCACCAUCUGCAAGAAAACUAGAAACCCUUCUUUUUGCUUAAAGGUGUUAAAAUCUGCUGGCACCACAGACCUAAAAGAGCUGGCCAACUUCACCCUCAACCUUGGCGAAGACAAGGCUUCUCAAAGCCGUGCCCUCGCCCAGUCCCUGGCGUCCAAGGUAGUCGAUCCUAAGCUUAAGGAGCGCUAUGACGCCUGUGCUAAACACUUCGACGAUGCUGCCGAAGACAUGGUGGAUGGGAAGAACUCCUUGGAUUUUGGUGACUACGGUUUGGUCAACAUUACAGCGGAUGCAGCCAUAUCGGACGUCGACGACUGUCUGGACAGCUUCACGCAGCCACCGAAGGACCCAUCGGCGCUGUCUGACAACGGGAAGGUUGUGGAAGAUAUUUGUAGUAUCAUCUUGGUUAUAGCCGAUCUUCUUCUUCAGCGUACCUAA
Cucurbita pepo subsp. pepo (vegetable marrow) is the source of this 534-nucleotide messenger RNA. The record is from RefSeq and is a predicted model, not a curated record. NCBI's taxonomy places the organism in Eukaryota, Viridiplantae, Streptophyta, Magnoliopsida, Cucurbitales, Cucurbitaceae.